Closterium sp. Naga37s-1 is the source of this 486-nucleotide messenger RNA. NCBI's taxonomy places the organism in Eukaryota, Viridiplantae, Streptophyta, Zygnematophyceae, Desmidiales, Closteriaceae. The record is from the annotation of a GenBank genome assembly.
AUGAACAGAAGGCGAAUGAUAUGCGAAAAGGAGGAGGAGGUUGGGGAGGAGGAGGAGGAGGAGGAGGAGGAGGAGGAGGAGGAGGAGGAGGAGGAGGAGGAGGAGGAGGAGGAGGAGGAGGGGGGGGGCUGUUACUGGCAAGGCUACUCCCACAAGCCACAGACGCAGAAUACCGGCAGUGGGGAUGGUCUGUCACCCGUGGGGUUCGCCUUAACCAGCAACGAUGGAGGAGGAGGAGGAGGCGGAGGAGGAGAGGAGGAGGAGGAGGAGGAGGAGGAGGAGGAGGAGGAGGAGGAGGAGGAGGAGGAAGAGGAGGAGGAGGAGGAGGAGGAGGAGGAGGAGGAGGAGGAGGAGGAGGAGGAGGAGAGGAGGAGGAGGAGGAGGAGGAGGAGGAGAGGAGGAGGAGGAGGAGGAGGAGGAGGAGGAGGAGGAGGAGGAGGAGGAGGAGAGGAGGAGGAGGAGGAGGAGGAGGAGGAGGAGGAGUAG